This is a messenger RNA of Diprion similis, 3248 nucleotides long. Its product is annotated as RNA cytidine acetyltransferase. The transcript is spliced from 17 exons. The record is from RefSeq and is a predicted model, not a curated record. Lineage: Eukaryota; Metazoa; Arthropoda; Insecta; Hymenoptera; Diprionidae. Gene Ontology annotation, molecular function: 18S rRNA cytidine N-acetyltransferase activity; ATP binding; tRNA binding. Gene Ontology annotation, biological process: rRNA acetylation involved in maturation of SSU-rRNA. Gene Ontology annotation, cellular component: nucleolus; 90S preribosome. Bases 124 to 3168 code for a protein of 1014 amino acids.
GCACGUGUGGAUCUGCGUGGUUGAUCAACUUAACCUCAAAGUUCUAUUUGAAUUUAGAAAUUGUGAUACGUUACGUAUUAAAUUCUACAAUAUAACUUUAUUCUGUCAAUAAGCUUUAUAAAAAUGGUGCGAAAGAAGAUAGAUAACAGGAUUCGCAUCUUAAUUGAGAAUGGAGUCAAGUCGGGUCACAGAACAAUGUUCGUUGUUGUCGGUGAUAAAGCACGUGAUCAGGUGGUCAUACUACAUCAUAUGCUGUCAAAGUCAGUGAUUAAAGCACGACCCUCUGUGCUGUGGUGCUAUAAAAAAGAACUGGGUUUCAGCAGCCACCGUAAGAAGCGCAUGAAGUCGUUACAACAAAAGAUAAAAUCUGGGAAACUGAACGUCAAUGAGGAUGAUCCUUUUGAAUUAUUUGUCGUUUCAACCGACAUCCGCUACUGCUAUUAUUCCGAGACACAUAAGAUUUUGGGAAACACAUUUGGCAUGUGUGUUCUCCAGGAUUUUGAAGCAUUAACACCAAAUCUCUUGGCUCGUACAAUUGAAACCGUGGAGGGAGGUGGAAUAAUUGUUUUACUUCUACAAUCUUUGAAUUCCCUGAAACAGUUAUAUACAAUGACUAUGGAUGUUCAUCAACGUUUUCGCACCGAAGCUCACCAGGAUGUGGUGUGCAGAUUCAACGAAAGAUUUCUACUUUCUCUUGCAUCUUGCAACCGCUGUCUUGUUGUCGAUGAUCAGCUAAGAGUGCUUCCGAUAUCUUCACAAAAUUUGAAAAUUGAAGCAGUAGAAAAGGCCGGCGAAUCCGAAGAGCAAAGUGAACUAGACAUAUUGAAAGAUAGCCUUCGAGACACUCAGCCUGUCUCUGCACUUGUUAAUUGCUGCAAGACUGUUGACCAGGCUAAGGCUCUGCUCACAUUUAUCGAAACAAUAUCUGAAAAGACACUUCGAUCUACCGUUUCUCUAACCGCUGCCAGAGGACGUGGAAAAUCUGCAACAAUGGGUCUUGCUGUUGCUGCAGCUGUUGCAUUCGGCUACUCUAACAUAUAUGUUUCUAGCCCCAGCCCAGAAAAUUUGAAUACAUUCUUUGACUUUGUUUUUAAAGGAUUUGACGCUUUGGCGUAUCAAGAACAUUUAGACUAUGGACUUGUACAGUCAACUAAUCCAGAAUUCAAUAAAGCAACUGUUCGGGUAAACAUUUUCAGAGACCAUCGACAAACCAUUCAGUAUAUUUAUCCUACCGAUGUACAGAAACUAAGUCAAGCAGAGUUGCUUGUAAUUGAUGAAGCAGCAGCAAUACCGUUGCCUUAUGUCAAGGCCAUGCUAGGGCCUUACCUGGUAUUUCUCGCUUCCACAAUAAAUGGGUACGAAGGUACAGGACGGUCGUUAUCCUUGAAACUGUUACAACAAUUGAGAAGCCAAACGACAGGAUCGAACAAACAUGACAAGAGUUCCCAGUCUAGUAAAGAUAAUCAGACGGUUGGGAGGCAGUUGCAUGAACUUACACUUGAAGAAUCUAUCAGAUACAAGUCUGGUGAUUCUGUGGAGCAGUGGCUCACUGAACUACUUUGUCUUGAUGCAAUGACGCAAGCUCCUAUUCUUUCUGGCUGCCCACCUCCCGAUACUUGUCAAUUGUAUUACAUCAACAGGGAUACUUUAUUCUGCUACCACAAAGCUUCAGAAAUGUUUUUACAAAGGUUGGUUGCGUUGUACGUCGCUUCACAUUAUAAAAAUAGCCCAAAUGAUCUGCAAAUGAUGUCAGAUGCUCCAGCACACCAUUUGUUUUGCCUGUUAGGACCUGUUGACCCAAACAAAAACGCAUUGCCUGAAAUAUUAGUAGUAAUUCAGUUAUGCUUAGAAGGUCAAGUCAGCAAAUCUACAGUUGCAGAUGGACUUGGAAGAGGACGUAGAGCUGCUGGUGAUCUUAUUCCGUGGACUAUUGCUCAGCAGUAUCAAGAUCAGGAUUUUCCUACACUUGCAGGGGCGCGAAUCGUCCGAAUUGCAACACACCCUGAUUAUCAGGCGAUGGGAUAUGGCACCCGAGCAUUACAACUUUUGAAACAAUAUUAUGAAAUGAAAAUACCAAAUAUUGAUGAAAAGGUCGAAGAACCAAUUACAGAAAUCUCACAUGUCCAGGAUGAUGAAGUAUCUUUACUCAAAGAAACUGUCGAACCUCGCAACUCGUUGCCGCCUUUGCUGUUGAAAUUGAGUGAGAGACGCCCUGAGCCUCUGGAUUACAUCGGAGUAUCGUUUGGCCUCACUGAACCACUUCUUAAAUUCUGGAAGAGAGCCAAUUUUGUUCCCGUUUACUUACGGCAAACAACAAACGACUUGACUGGAGAGCAUUCUUGUAUUUUGUUAUGCAAACUGGGAACUGAUCAGGAAGAAACCAGUAAUUGGCUGGAAGCAUAUUCUAAGGAUUUUCGUCGUCGAUUUAUAACACUUCUCUCAUUCUCGUUCAGCUCAUUCUCCCCGCAUCUUGCACUUAGUGUUCUCAUAAAUAAGACUAUUCAAGUUUCUCCAAUGAGCCUAGAAAAGGAUACAUUGGACAUGUAUUUCACAACAUACGAUGUGAAGCGCCUAGAAAUGUACAGUAAUAAUAUGGCUGAUUAUCAUCUAGUCAUGGAUUUGUUACCAUCUCUAGCCAGACUCUAUUUUCUCCACUUGAUGGGUGAUGUUCAUUUCUCACCAGUUCAGUCUGCAAUUCUACUCGGUUUAGGCUUGCAGCAUAAAACCGUUGACAAAUUGGUAGAAGAGUUGGGCCUUCCUUCCUCUCAGCUCUUGGGUUUGUUCAACCGUGUCAUCCGUAGAUCGGUGCAGUACUUGAAUAGUGUGGUGGAAAACUUUAUUGAAAAUAAAAUGAUGAAUAAAAUAACAACUAAUACUGGAGUAAAUAUGAACCCUAUUGGUGGCAAGAGUAUGCACGAUGAACUUGAAGAUGCAGCUAAGGAACUGAAGAUUAAACAAAAAGCUGAACUAGACAGGUUGAAAAGAGAGAACUUAAGUCAGUACGCUAUAAAAGGUUCAGAAACAGAUUGGGAAAGUGCUCUCUCUGGAAAAAGUGGCAAUGCGAGUCUUAUUUCUGUUAAAAGUAUAGACAAAAGAAUAGCUGAUGAUGAUCCCAAGGAUUUUCCGAAGGGUGGGCAGAAGAAAAAGAAGAAGCGCUUCUCUAAGUAAUACUUUUCGAAUUGCUUUAAGAAGUUACAGAUGUGCAGUACAUGUAUAUUGACGAACAUAAAAGUACUCCUUCAAUCUUU